AUGAGCGAUUCAAAGAAAAAGGCCGCCGCCGUCAAAGUGGUGCCGCCAAAAAACGAUUGCCCGGCUUUCAGGCGGCGUCUUGUUGAGGAGUACCAUCGGUCGGUAGUUGAGUCCGGCCGGGAACCCCCGGCGUAUCACACCUUCUCCGACCGCUACGGUGGAACGUGUGGUGUACCUUUCGCCACACGUCGUGAAGCCACCAUUAAAGGUGCCUCGUCGUCGGCGUGGAAUUUUGCAGUUUCCGUCCAAUGGUGUAUUGACCGUGCUGAUGCACUGGAGAAUGAGGGUAAACUCACCGAAGCGAACAAUUACCUGCAGAUUGCUUUAGAGCAGUUGCAGCGGGGUGGAAACCAUCCAGUGGGUGACACUCAAAGCGGAGCAAUUGUACCCGAAGGCAUGGCGGAGCAGAACCACAGUUGUGUUGCGGGGAUUCUCUCUCGCUUAGGGAAGGUAGCGAUGCGGCAGAGCGACUACCAGAAGGCCCUCAAUUUCUUUCUACUAAGCAGCCGUUUAGAUCCUCUCACAUCGGCCACAUAUGCCUUGCGAGCCUCCUGUCAAGAACAUCUAGGAAAUUACAACGACGCGUACAACGAGUACAAAAAGUACCUUUUCAUUAACGAGCCCAGCAUGGCCAUGCUGGCUCACACCGGUCAAUGUGCUCUGAAGGCAGGUCAUUAUGAGGGUGCCGAACACCACUUGCGUGAGUUGUUGCGGUUUGCAAAGGAGUCAAACUCUACCAUACUUUCCCCUUCAUCGAAGAGUCCAAAAUUCUUUGAUUCACCAAGUUUUUAUGAGUCUCAUGCGUAUUAUUGUUUGGGUCUUGUGAGGGACCGGCAGGCAGAGGAGUCACUUUCACAAGCUUCGGCCGAAUCUUCCCCUGAAAAAGUGCACGUGUGUUGUAGCGUAGCAGACGAGCGGAUGAGGCAGGCGCGCGAGUUCUACAAACUGGCUGCCUCAAAUGUAGAAUACGUAAAUGCCUUCGAGGAGGCCGCCGAAGGUGCCAUUGCAGCAGGUGAUGUGCCGCUGGCUCUUGAGAACCUUCGCAAUCUUCAGCAUCUGCGCAGCAACUGCGCAAGGUAUCACUUUCGUGCAGCCGAUGUGUGUGCUAUGAUGAAUGAUACGCAGUCGGAGUUGGAGGAACUUUCUAAAGCCCUCGAUCGCCGGCAGACGGCGCUGGAGCGGCAACAAACGCUUUUGCGCCGUGCUUCUGUGUACGCAUCGAAGCUGGAGAAUUUCAAUAAUGCGAUUGUAGACUUAUCACUUCUGUUAAGUAUGCAUGGGGAACAUUAUUGCAGAGCUAUGGCGUACCUGCAACGAGCCAACGCGUUCUACCAGCGCAGUGAAAGGUAUCCAUCAAAUUCACACGAGGAUCGUGCAGCGGCGCUGCGUGAUUACGAAAAGUUUGUAGAGGUAUCUCUUUCCUCUCCUCAGGGACCAUCGAUUCCGCCUGAGAGCAUUACGGAAGCGAUGUUGAUCUUGGCCGAUGGUGCAUUUGAGGAGAGGAAGUUUGACGUUGCGGCCAAUUUCUUUUCACGUGCUGUUGUUCGUGGUUGGAAACCCCGUGAACCUCUUCCAAAAAGCUCAAAACGAAGGAAGAGAACCACCUCCUCAGCCGUGGUGUCGUUUGCAGCGGCCACAGAGACGGAUCUGCUGACGAAAAUGACCAUCUCCAUCGCACAUGUCGUAAUUUCCAAACACCCAGUGAAUGAAGAGAUGUUCAAGGUGUCGUAUGAAGCACGAGAAAAACCAGUGGCCCCCGUGGCGGCAGAACCCAAGAAGGCAAAAACUACCGAUAAGAAAGAGGCCGAGAAGCCGUUGGUUGCCGUUCCGGCUGUCGGUUAUCAAAUGGUGGAAUCACAUUUCCAGGGGCUGCGUGCGCUUGAGCCAACCGUCUUCUCUUCUCUCCAAUACGAAUUCAUGGAACUCUGGGAGCCGUACAGGACCGAUGUGGAACGGCUGCGGGAGGACCUCAUGUUGACAAGAAGCGGAAAGAAGGUUAAACGGAGAUAA
Messenger RNA from Trypanosoma brucei brucei TREU927, 2010 nucleotides. RefSeq lists its product as hypothetical. The coding region runs from base 1 to 2010 and encodes 669 amino acids. NCBI's taxonomy places the organism in Eukaryota, Euglenozoa, Kinetoplastea, Trypanosomatida, Trypanosomatidae. The transcript has a single exon. Gene Ontology annotation, molecular function: protein binding. The record is from RefSeq and is a predicted model, not a curated record.